Molecule: messenger RNA, 3751 nt
Organism: Gryllus bimaculatus (two-spotted cricket)
Lineage: Eukaryota; Metazoa; Arthropoda; Insecta; Orthoptera; Gryllidae
Source: the annotation of a GenBank genome assembly
AUGCUCUGUUCCACUUGCCGUCCGCCCGGUCGUCGCAAUUUCCCUGUGAGCUCAAAUAAAUAUGUGGUCCCCGUGGCUGUGGCUUAUUCUCGUUUGCUUCGCCUGUUGCAGGAGGAGGAGGAGGACAUGCUGGAGAAGGAGGGGGAGGCGACGCCGGGCUCCGACGAGUGCCACGUCAUCCCCAACGACAAGUCCACCGAGUUCAUCCUCGCCACCGUCGUCGAGGAGGCGGGGGCAGUGGUCAGCGUGGCGGGCCGGGCGGGCGCGGGCGCGGGCGCGGGGGCGGGGGCGGGCGGCUCCAAGAAGGAGCGCAAGGCCACCGCCGCCAGCCGAUUCACCAUCUACAAGGUGAGCCUCGAGCUAUUUUUUCGUUUGCAAACCAUCAAUGAAGAUGAAAACUUUUUUGCUUUGUUAGCAAAGAAAUUUAUCCUGCAUCCAUAUAUGUCUCGAACAUGGACGGACCCUUUGCUGCGCAACCCCCACGGCGUGUUCCUGGUGUGCUGGGUGCCCUUCUUCACGUGCAACAUCAUGGACGCCAUGUGCACCAAGCUGUCGCUCGACUGCUCGCCCGGCGUCACGGCCUUCAUCCUCACCACGUGGCUGGGCUACAUGAACAGCUUUGUGAACCCCGUCAUCUACACCAUCUACAACCCGGAGUUCCGCAAGGCUUUCAAGAAGCUCAUGGCGCUGGGCACGUAACAACACGCGCUGGGCGGGUCCCUGCGAGGUCCUGCCCCUGCAGCAGCGUCGGGCCCAGAGUUCGCAGUUGAAUUACGGCGCCAUCUUGCCAGCGCUCUGUCCGUGCUGCUACCUAGCGGCGAACGCACGGCUCCGGCGCCAAAUGUGUCGCCGACACAAAAAUUUUAGAUCCAGGAGUCCUUCCAUGACUGUUAUUUCAUCUUUUAAAAAAUGAAUCUAAGCUCCAAUGGUAUGUAUUAGAAUAAAACAAUUUUGUACCUCUUUUUGCUAAACCUGUGGCAUCAAUUUUCCCAAAAGUUUCUGUAAAAAUCAUUAGCCAGCUAGCAUCAGAUACCUAGUUGCAUACUGGUCCUUCACUCUAACAUUUCGUAUUCCAAAUCAUCAAGAUCAUUGAAGGACAAAACCAAAGUGAAUGUGUGACAUAAUCAUUCCAAUAGUUCACAAACUUACAAGAUUUUGUAGAAUAAAAUAUUUCUCUUUUUAUUCCAUUUAUCCCGCAUAAUGAUACAUCACUGAACAUUUUGUGAACAUACGAUGUAUCAAAAAUUAUAACAGAAGAAUGUCUCCGUAAAAAUAAAAUAAUUUUAGUAUUAUUGUGUCAUGCUGUAUACAUGACCAAACUCUAAAAUCAGCAUUGUUGUUAGAAACCAAGUAAUAUCCAGUAGACACAAAUAUACUACCACAUAUCAUUUCAAAGGUUGACAGGCUGUAUAACCACUUUUGAACUAUUAUGUUGUCUGCAGCCAAGUAACAUGAACAUUAUUACAUGUUGAAAAGUGAAGAUAAACGAAAUACCAUGCAAUAUUAUUUUCAAACCAUACUACCUGUGUUUUUGAUGUCUACUUUGGUAUUUCAUAAUUUAGUAGAGCAAAUAACAUCAUAAUAAGCCUAAAGCAACAAAAUAUUUUGCUUUUAUAUAUUGAAAGAAAAUAUAAAAAAUACAGAACAACUUCUCUAUGUACAAUAUAUUGUCUGAUAGCCAUUGAAUUGUAUAUAUUUCAGUAUUCAUUCUUGUACAUAUAUAUACACUACAUAUAUGAACAUAUUUUUGGUGGUGCCAGUAAUGUUGAAGAGUAUGUUACUCAGAUCUUGAUGCAAUGUGUUUGAAUGAGUGUAGAACAUUGCAAUUUCUGAAUGUCCUAGUGAAGUUUGACAUUAGUAAAUAAACAAAUUUCUAGUUUGUAAAUACUUUGAGUGGUUGUAAACAAUAAUAUUUCAUAUGAUUGUUCCAAGAGCUUUAAUGUCGUGAUGCAAAGUGAUAGAAUACCCUUGCUCUAUUCUUGUAAAUUAUAUUUUCCUUUUUCUGUAAGAAGAACAUUCUAUUAAUUUUGUUUCUAUGAAACAAGUUAGUUAAGCAAUUAUACAUUUUAAAUAAAACGGUUUUCUUGUACAUACAUUGUAAGAUAUUACUUGAAAGUUUAUACCUUUAUCAAAUUCAAAGUUCUAUUUGAUUACCAAAUAGAACAUUGAUUUUAUAUUAUUUGGAUAUGAUAGAUCUACGGAUUUGCAUAUCCUGUAAUCACUCUAAAUUCUUAGUGUGCUAAGGUUUUGGAAACAAACCAAAAACAUGUAAAUAAAAAUUGUCUGAAAUGAAAGCAGAGUGAUACAUUUUAAUUUUUUGAUAGACUUUUUAAAUUAUAUAUUGCGCAUAUUUUAAGGUUUAAGAAAUAUAAGUUAUAGUUAUAUUUCUAAUAAGAUAUCAGAGAGUACAAUGGGAACUAUGAGUAAUUAAUAAACAUUGGAGUUUAUAUCUUUCCAGGACACUAAGAAUUAUUUCGUUUACAGGAUUGUUAAAGAGUAGAUGUUAGCCAUUUUCAGUGGCCCUUGCUGCUAAGGAAUUCAGUGGCAUCACUAAGAGAUUGCAAGAUAAUUCAAGUUAUUGUGUUAACAGGUAGAAUCCAAAGUUAAAUUACAUCCAUGUUGCAAAGAUAAUAUUAAAAGUUUAAUUACUAAUUGUCACAUGUAAGGAUAUUAUUAUUUCAUUUAACUAUUAAUUAUUUUUAUAAAAACUUUAUUACAAUAAUGAAUUAUUCUCAUUAUGAAUAUAAAUUUAAUUCUUUUCUAAAUACCAGAUGAAAAUAAUAAUUUAAACUGAUCAUAUUGGUGAUCUAUGUGAAGAAUGGUGUGAUGACAAAUAUUGCGUUUGAAAGCAAUGAAAGUAGUGAUGCCGCUGCAAUGGCUUUUAUUAAAGUGUUGUAUUUUGAGGAUAAACAGAUUAAAAUAUUUAUCUUUUAAGACAUUUUGGCACAUUUCCUACAUGAUAAUUUGUCAACAUUCAAAAUGUAAAUGCAAAAUUUCACCCUCAUAUUGAUUCACAGUUUGUUCCACUAGUGUUAGUAAUGCUUAUUGUAAUUGACCCAUUCAGGAAAAACUUGUACAUUACAACUUUACAUUUCAUAACUAUCAACUUCAUGCAGAAUUACACUAUUAAAAACAAUUUACUGGAAUACACGUGUGGAAUAAACGUUCUUUUAUGAUCUGUGAUAAAUAAUUUUGUAAAAAUUGGUUGGGUUUUUCCAAAAAAAAAUGUUAAUCAGUUUUGCUGAACACUUGCACAUUAAACACUGGAAGUAUCACUAUCACUUUUUUAAUAUUUACAGAAUACUUUUUUGUAUGAAUUGCAGGGUAAUCAUAUUUAUUGAGUGUCAGCCAAAAACAGACUUGCAAAUAUUUCGUGAUUUCGUGAUUUUAGUAUAUUUUCAAUACUCAUGAAAUCCCUAAUAUGAAAAAUAAAUCAAAUAACUGUGUAGAAUUAAAAAUAAAUGCUAUGAAUAUGCUAAUAUCUUAAGAAUGUGCCACCAUACUUGUCAAAAAAAGUAUAGUCUGAGAAGCCAAAAAUGGGUCAUUUACAUUUUUGUGAGACGAUUAUUUGCUUUGAAAACUGAAUCUUAUGUAACAUUUCUUUUCAUGGACCGACAAGUUAUAACUUAAAUAUGUUGUCUGAAAUUAAAAUCAUAAUUUUUUCAGUGUCUCUUCACACUUAUUCUCUUUGAAAUAAUUAAAGAUGUUGUCAUUGCCAACAAUAUUAUUUAAUGCAAUAGCAGCUUUCGAU